UCGUUUUCGCUCCUGUGCUAUCCCGGUGUGACGUUGUGCGGACCACGCUCCGGAUGAACCCGUCAACGAUUCGUAUCUCGCUUCAAAAUGCAUGGAGCUCUCCCUGCCGACAACGUAUUCCUUCUGGCGCUUCUGCUGUACAACCUUUCCCCAUGCCAGGCCAAGAACGAAGAGGACAACCCUGUGAAGAAUUUUUUCACAGACAUGAACACCGCCAUCACGUCCGUCAUCGCCUCCAAGUUCAACGUGGCGAUGCGGCUCCUCCAACAAGACUUCACGAAAUACUUCCGCGCCGUUUUGGCCAGAUGGACGCAAGACCUCUCCGUCCGAACAAAUGAAGCUCGUUUCGACAACUUGGACAACUUCUCGGACCAGGAGAUCCUCGCCCACGCCUACAAAAUCGCCAACAUGUCGACGCCAAGGACAUCCAACAGUUCGAGCACGACUUCUGAACGUCCUUCGGACGCGAAAGAGGCUGAACCGUUAGAGGAUGCGGACGAGGAAAUCGUGAAGAUCUCAAGCGUUGAUGAGGAAGAAGACACUUGGGACGCCGACCUGGCAGUCAAUGAUGGGUCAGAAAACUCUGUAAACGGUGAUUUUGAUAGUGGAGAUGACAGUGCGAACGAAUUCGAUGAACCUGACGGUGGAGAGCCAGUGAUACGAGUAGUAGAUAGUGCCAUUUCUCUUAUCGACUCGGAGAGUAAUGCUAAGAAUUCAGACACAGAAUCGAUAAUACAGUCAAGAGAUCAAGUUGACUCUGACAUAAUGAAUCAUUCGAGAGAUCAAACAGAUUCUGACAUUGUGAAUCUUGCCUCGCAGCUUGCUCGGCUGAACGGCACCACAAGAGUGUCGCAAGACAGUCUGCUGGAUGAGGCGAAUGCCAUCGUUGAUGAAGAACGUUUUAAAACUCUCAAUGCUUUUAAUGUAACGUCGUCAAAUGCUUCAACAGGUACGGAUAUUCACGUAAAUGAUACGCACGUGACGCGUCCAGGGUUAGAUGUACUCAUCUCAAAAUCGUUGAAAUUACCAUUUGAAAUUAUUAACAACGAAGCUAAUAAGAAUGUGAGUGAUACUACUUUAGAUGCCGUUAACGUUACAUUCACGAAAGUAACGGCUAUUGACGAAAGAUAUCAUAACGUGACGGGCUUUGUUUUAAACGCUCACAGCUCGGCACCUGAAAAUACAUCACAUGAGAUUAACAUUGAACAUAAACAUGGAACAAGUGCUCCUCACAGCUCAAUAGCUGAAAAUAUGUUACAUGAGAUCAACAUUGACGGAAAAAGUAUGAAUAUGUCAAACAUCACGUUUGAUGCCAGUGACUUAACAACGACUAAUAUAUCAACAGGAUUAAUCAUGGACGAUAAGCCUAGACAUGUUAUAUCAAGUAUUUCUUUGAGUUCCCCAAGUAGCUUGGUGUCAAAGUCUGGCGCAGCUUUAAUUAACAUAACCUCAAUGAAAAUCACUCUAACUGGUGAUAACUCACCGACCGGCGGGAUAAUCGCCUCGAAUUUCAGUUCAGUGCCGAUAGUCAGUGCAACCUUUUCAACCCCAACGACGGAAGUGAACCCUGGUAGGAGUAGUACAAAGCUUGCGAGUGAAAGUAAUUUCAACGAAAAGAAGAUGCCAGCGCCGUGGCCCAAGGCAACGCCCUCAAAUGUAGCAUCGAAAGGCAACGGCAGCGAAAGGAGAGGAUUUGCAGAGCUGAUGAUUUUCGAUGCCGCCGACCCUGCCUUGGACGAAGAACAGCCUCUCUCGCCUCCUUUUAUGAAGAAAGACAUAAUUAUUACGCAUACCGUGGACUUGAACGCCCGUCCUCCCGAACCUAUAAAGAUGACGGCCGAAGAACAUAAAUUGCUGCGCGUUAAAACGCCAAGCGAGAGCAACAGAAAUGGUUUCUUAAAUUCUCAAAAAAUUGAUAAUCUCGCGUCGCCGAGUUCGACUUACAGUAAACCUCCAUCGAAGCUUAGACAAAAGAGGGAGAUCUCGAAUUGUCUAUCCGGGAGCAACCUUAGACUUCCUCUUCUUUGUGCUUUGAAAUCCAAAUUCACGGUGUUUAUCGACGUUUCGCGGCUGUGUGAUAACAAUGCUGCAAUAGAAUCUGGCAGCGCCGAUCGCAAGUAUUUCCCGAAAUACGCUGAUCAACAUCCUAAAGGAAGUGUUGGCAGACAUUCCGCACCAAAUUCAGUUGCACGGUUGUUUAAUAACCACUCUGCACGAUUCUCUCGUUACGCUGAGAAUUUCAUUCACGACAGGCUGAAGUAUACGCAGUACCGUAAAAUGUUGGGGAAAAGGCCGCGCCAAAAACGUGCUGCCGUCUACUUGAAUCGCAAGGAAGCUGCAAGCAACGAAGCGUAUUUUCCAAUUUGGAUCGGACACCGAUUCAGCACCUCUAUUACAAGCUUCCCUCACCACAAUCGGUCAAUAUCCCCCGAUGAGCCGGAUUUCUUACGUCAUUCAAAAUUACCUCACUACAAACAGCCCCUAUCUCCCGAUAAGCUGAAGUUCUCACGUUCCCAUGCAAGAUUCCCUCCCUACACACAGUCUAUGUCUCUCGAUAAGCCGGAGUUCUCAAGUCACCAUUCAAGAUUCCCUCACUCCAAACAGUCGGUAUAUCCCGAUAAGCCGGAUUUCUCACGUCACCAUUCAAGAUUCCCUCACUCAAAACAGUCGGUAUAUCCCGAUAAGCUGGAGUUCCCUCGUCACCAUCCCAGAUCAAAGAAGCGGCAGCGUGUAAAACGGGCAGCCUUCGACGCCUUGAUGAGCAUGAUCGCCAAUAAGUGGGCCAAAUCGAACAACGAUGAGGCCGAGGAAACGUUACAUACCGAUCAUUCGGAUCCCGAGCUCGACUCUCAAGAAUCAGUCGAACAAUCGUCCCGAAUGGGACCACCGGUGGAAUAUUCAUCCUCACACCUUCCGAAAGAACCCCGCAUUUUCGAUCCAGAGCCUAACUCGCACUCGCGUGAAGCUUUCAACUUCGUCAAGCAAGGCACAAGAUUUCGAGCGAACGAAGUAGAGCAUCCGUUUCUGAGUCUCUUGAGACAAUAUUCCCAAGGGACCUCCAAGUCGAGUCACUUUGACGUGAUAGCGCACGAGCUGCAUAGUAAGAUAUCCGAGCUGUGCGCGUCGUUUCACGCCGCCUGGUUGCAUACCCUCACGGCGACAACGGAAAGCGCGAAGCCGUCCGCCGCUACAACGGAGAAGUCAGUGCUCACGAGCGUUGGGAAACCUCGCCCUUCGCAGCUGACGGAUCGUAGGCCGAAACGUAGUUAUGCUGAUGAAAGAACCGUAAAAAGUUCCGACGAUCAGAUAACCUAUGAAAGUAACACUCGGCCCGGAGGAUCACCUUCUUAUCGUAAACCUCAAAUAAAAAUAAAAUCCAAAAAUGACAGAAGAAAACGCGCAUAUCCCGAGUAUCUUCCGUUAUCAGCAGGAGGGAAGGAAAGCACCAAGUCCAAGACCGGCGUCUCGAUUUCCCCGACGAGGAAACACAUAAUGCGGCUGGAGCGUAAAUCAGGACCUGCUCUCGAUGCAUCGUCCCCUUCGAAGCCGCAGAAUCUCAUUAAGUCGAUCGAAAACUUUAAAAAACUGGCGAAACUCGAUCUGGAGCAAUUAGAGAAUAUCGAUCUUGAGGAUGGUUUCGCUAUAGAUGAGCUGGACGCGGACGCGCUGGUCAGCCCCUCGCCGUCGGAUCCAACUGAAGAUCUCGUCGAAAUCCACGCGCUGUCCUCGAACACUGAAGCAACGCCUUCGACUCGAGGUAACGCUAAGAGUACUAACGUUAAUAGUAGUAACGUGAAGAGCACUAACGUGAAGAGGCCCAACGCGAAGAGUACUAUCGCGAAGAGUACUAUCGCGAAGAGUACUGACGUUAAGAGUCCUGACGUUAAGACUACUAACGUGAAGAGUACUGACGUUAAGAGUACUAACGUGAAAAGUAUUGACUCGAAGAGUAAUGACGUGAUCAGUACUAACUUGGAGAUUCAUAACGUAACUUUAAGAACGUAUUCGCAGUCAUCUAAAGACUCCUAUUCGAGAAUUAACAGAACCACCGAAAACCUCGCGGAAGAAUCCGGAAUCUGUCAACCUUGCCAAUCCACUCCACUUCCUUCAGAGGUGAAGAUGGGGGUUUCGGAUGAGGACUUAGCGUUAACUUCAACAUCUCUGAAUGAAGGACUUGAGCAAGGGCUCGAGGAAUCCUACCCUACGUUCCCGACGCCACCGCAUUCGUUCGAUAAUGUAUCAAGUUCAACACUGCAAAAUGAAUUGGAGUCGGCAGUUAAGGGAGUGAAACCAACUGAUAGUACUGUAUCUAGCAACGGAAGGGAAGCGUCUGUAGAGUUUUACCCUCCUCGCUUGACUGUAACAGACGAAGUUGAAUCGGACAAGGUGAUAAAUUAUCCGAACCCGUCUGAAAGUUCUGAUGAAAUGGAGGAAGCCACUGAAAGCAAGAGGAAGGUACCAUUGUCUCAGGUUGAUUCUUACGAUUCGCGCGCUGGUAUUCAUAGUAACGGAACUGAUGAUACCGAAUUAGUGGAAGAAAUUGAUGUAUUUAAAACUGUCAAUACUCAGGGGUUAUCGGAGUUUCCUGUUGAUGAAACACUGCCUACUUUUCCGGUUCAAAGUACCCGUGAGCCAAAGGAAUCCCCCGAUGAUGAGCCUUUCACCACGUUUCCAGGUAAAAUCAACGAGGGACCACCAGAUAACCAGGAGGCAACUGGAUCUCCUCAUUUUAAGACACCGUCUCCUGUACUGAUUUCGCCCGUAAAUUCCGUAAGGAAAUCGGAGGCAGAGCGAAUAGUGUCCCCCGCAUUCAGAUUGAUUUCUAGCGGUUCCCCGGUCGAACCCUUCAACACUGAUGUCAUAACCGAGCCUCCGGUGAUUCUAAGUAAUGCCAGAAGUAGUGAUAUCGCAGAGGAUGAUAUCUCCUGGAGGUCUAUUGGGGUCCGUGAGCCUGAUAUCUCAGAGGACGCGAUCGGGGCCUUCCCGACACCCCCCUCUGAUCUUGUAGAGGAUGAUAUCUCCCGGAAGUCUACAGGGGUCCGUGGACCUGAUAUUUCUGAGGACAAGAUCGGGGUCUUCCCAACACCCCCUUCUCUUCCAGACGCAGCACAGAGACCAUUCAUCCAUGCGAGUGAUCAAGACACCAACACGCAAAUAAAUGAAUCCAAUAGACUGACGCUGAAAAAGUAUUAUCAGACGUAUCCCGCCGAUAAAUUAAAAUCCGCGGAGGUUAGCGAACGAAUGUUCUACACGCGGAAUCCUCCGACGUGGAGAGGUCACGACCCCUCCACGGUGUAUCCGACCCCCGAAAUAAUACCCCCUUUCACUCAACGACCGAUCUCGAAGUCUGUGCCCACGGUAGUGUCAUCAACCAUUCAGGAUGCAACUGGAGAUCUCAGACGUAUUCUUUGGCAACCCUCUUUAUUUGAAGAUGUCCGCAAUGACGUGAAUCAUCGCCGCACGCGAUUCUACAAUCGGAGCAAUCGACCACAAUCCCGGCUCUACGUCAAGGAAGAUACGAUUUCGAAAGAAGGUGCUACGGAUUCGGAAGGUGUGGUCAUCGGAGGGUCGUCCAUCGAGGCAGCGAAGCCGGAGAUCGAAGAAUUCGUCCGGCUUAGUACGAGGUCGAAGAAAAGGAAACGUUUACCCAAGGUGAGGACGACAUCAGAGGUCAGUUUUUAUUGAUAGAAAUUCGUAAAUUUAUCGAUUAUUUGUGAUCUUUGUUAUUUGUUAUAAAUCUACGUUUAUGAUGUUCUCAAAAUAUAUUCUAGGGGUGCCCUGGUAAAAAUUGGCAGUAGAAUCUGUGUUCCAAAAUACCGUAGACCUACA
Bemisia tabaci is the source of this 5829-nucleotide messenger RNA. RefSeq lists its product as uncharacterized. Lineage: Eukaryota; Metazoa; Arthropoda; Insecta; Hemiptera; Aleyrodidae. The record is from RefSeq and is a predicted model, not a curated record.